Molecule: messenger RNA, 5874 nt
Organism: Lytechinus pictus (painted urchin)
Lineage: Eukaryota; Metazoa; Echinodermata; Echinoidea; Temnopleuroida; Toxopneustidae
Product: heterogeneous nuclear ribonucleoprotein K-like
Exons: 2
Coding region: 128-1066 (312 amino acids)
Biological process (GO): regulation of transcription by RNA polymerase II; regulation of mRNA splicing, via spliceosome
Cellular component (GO): cytoplasm; nucleus
Molecular function (GO): mRNA binding
Source: RefSeq, a predicted model, not a curated record
GGCUGGAAAAAAGACUACCUAGAGGUCACGUGUUAGACAUGGUCGGUGAAGCUCGAUGACGGCUCUUGGUACCGGUGAUUGAAGUUUGAGAUUCAUCAGUAAGUGAACCGUGCUAUCUGAAACCAAGAUGUCUGCAGAGAACCAAGGUCAGGUGUCGUUCCGGAUACUGGUCAGCAGCAGCAAAGCUGGAGGUGUCAUAGGCAAAGGUGGUCAUAACAUCAAACGCCUUCGGGAACAGUACGAAGCAGAUGUGAUCAUUCCAAACAGUGGCGGCUCACACCGUGUCCUGCAGAUAUCGGGUGGUAAUCUAGAGAACUGCCUGACUAUCAUAAAGGAGAUUAUUCCCCUCAUUGUAGAUGAGGGCUCAGGGUUUCCUGUCGAUGAGACGGCUACAGCGACAGUGAGUGUCUUGGUGCAGAGCAGCCAGGUAGGGGCCAUCAUUGGAAGAGGAGGAGCGAAGAUCAAGGAACUCCGGGAAAAGACUGGUUCCAAUUUGACUGUCAUGCAGGACUGCCUUCCUAAUUCGACAGAGCGUCAAGUCCAAGUCAUCGGCACCUUGGAUGCGGUAGUGUCGGCCCUGCGAGAGAUCCACGAGACAUGCAGUGAAUUCCCAGUCAAAGGCCAGGCCAUCCCAUAUGAUCCAUCAGUUGACGUCUCCGCAGGUUACGGUUGGAAUGCCGGCGGCUUUGGUGGACCGAUGGGAAGAGGGGGUGGAGGAAUGGGAAUGCGUGGAGGUCGAGGUGGUCGAGGUGGCAGAAUGGGACCAAACCAAGGGUUUGGUGGUGGCUUUGGCGGUGCCGAUCAUGGGGGCUUUCGUGGUGACAUCCAGACCACCCAGAACACAGUCCCUAACGACCUAAUCGGAGCGGUCAUAGGCAGAGGCGGGGAACGCAUCAGGAACAUCCGUAUGAAUAGCGGAGCCGAGAUCGAGAUCGCCAACCCCGUCCCUGAUGCAGUCGACAGGAUCAUCACUAUCAGAGGCACCCAUGAGCAGAUCAACCAUGCCCAGUUCCUGCUGCAACAGUGCAUCAGGCAGUUUGGGGGAACAGCGGCACAAUCAUUCUAGUCUUUGUCAUGAAAAAGGACAAUUGGAGAUUUAUAAAGACAUUCUCUACCUCUAUUCAAUACAAAUCUGUUGGAAAUAGAGGAUCAACGUAUGAUGGCCCAGUUAAUGAAAGUAAAUGACUGAAAUACCUUGAGGGACAUGUAUUUUGCAAUGAGAUGGGGUAAUAUUGUAUGAGCCAAUUUUGCCAUGUACAUGUUCAAGUAUUUCAUCAAUUUCAGUUUUACUCCAGAUUUUCACAAAUUAGUGUGUUCAUAAUUCCUUGAUUUCUCUCUCCAUUUGCAGCAAUGAUUGUGAAGGUUAAAUUCACACUUUAUUUUAAUUCCUACAUGGUGGAGAGCCUGUUAUAGAAAGAGUUGCACUUGAAUGCAGGUUUAGAAGGAAAAAAAAACAAUCACAUAUCCCGUAUGCAUUUUACUGGUCGGAAGUCAAGUUGUGAUUUUUUUUUUUUAGUUAUAUUUGAUUGUAACUCUUUCGCCAAUGGGUCCCAGAUCUUGGUGUGCUACGCCUCAUCAUCAGUGAGAUAGCCUGUUAAAUACCUUACAGCAUCUGCACUUUAGCAUGACUUUGGCAUUUUGAAUCACACUUUUUUUAAAACAAUCCCUGGGGGUGUUUCACAAAGAUUUAAAUAUGACUUGAGAGUUGCACUCAAAUUCCCAGUUGCUUGCCGUAUAAAAGACAUCACGUAUUGCAUAGGUCAAAUUAGGAGCGUAUCCAGCCGGAUUUAACACAGUACCAUUUUAGGGGCCAUAUUGUUUUUUGCACAAUAGUCGGCCUCUCACAACUAUUGUGUCUUAUCCGGCUGGAUCCCUGCUUGGGUCAAAUCAUGCUGUGCAUAUCAAUCAAUAAGUUGCACGUUACGUAUCAUUUGCGCAUCAGCAUUUAAGUCAGACUCGUGAAACACCCUUCGUACAAGUACCACAGAAUAUAUCAGCCUUUGAAUUUUAGGAAAAUUAACUAUCUAAUGGAUGGAGGUGCUUCAUGCAGAGAUGUCAGUUUUUACACUUCUUUUCUUUUUUCUUUUUUUGUAAUUUGCUGUAUUUGAUUCAUGGAAUAUAUCGUUUUCUCCUAUAAAAUGAAUUGUAGUACUAAUAUCAUAGUAAAAAUACUUUUCUUUUCUUCUAUUAUGUGGCUGAAUCACAAGAUUCAACCCUGAAAUGAAAUGCUGUACAAAGUGGUUGACAUUCCUGGGUCCUUAUAUAAGGUCCCCGUCUUACAAACAGUUGCGAUUGACCCGAUCAAUCGCAACUAUGGACGGCCACAUCAACGUCAACAUCUAAAAUGCAUGUUCAAAAUAUUUUCUAGCUGUGAUGUAUAUUCAUGCAUUCAUUGUUUUUUUGAAAAUUCACUGUGCUGGCUCUUUGUUUACAAAGGACAUGUCGCAAAUUUUCUGUAGAAAAAAUUAUGACACUGAUGGAUUUCCAUAGAGUAACGAUUGAUCAGAUCAAUCUUAACUCUCUGUAAGAUGGGGCCAUGAUAUAUGAUCGUAAAUAACAAUCGAUUGAAUUGUUCUCACAAGUUCGAAGCACAAAUGGGCCUGCAUUACACAAUAUUUUACUUUACGAGUCGCCUGAAGAGAUUGAUUGAAAACCCGUCCCUCUUGCGCUCAAAUGAUUUAACUUUCUUUCACUUCAGUAUUUGUUUUCUGUUCAGACUAUUAUUAAUUUUUUGUCAUGGAUCCAAGCAGAAUUUUGGCUUUGAUGGUUAAAUCAGCAUGUUAUACUUAAUAGUCACCAAAUAAUUACUCAUCAGAGUCAUCCGAUCGCCAUCAAAAAUAAUUUGUUAUACAAAACACUUGCGAGGUCAUGAGAGGGAGUGUGUAAAAAUAAUUCUAUUUUAUCAACUUAUUGGUAAAUACCUGGGGGGGGGGGGGCACUCAAAUUAUAUUUUGAUGGGAUGUGCCUCACGAAACCCUGAAAUGGUGGUCUAAGGAACUGACCACAAGGGUAAAAUACGGGGUCGUGGGAACUAAAUAUGUACGUGAAAAUAGGGUCUAAGGAUCGUGGUACAGUAGGUACGGUGCAUGCUAGCGCCGCGUGCAUGUUUAUGUGGGCGCUAGCGGUGCAUGGAGCUGCUAGCGGAAGGAGUUGUGAAGCCGUGCGUGCAGCUCGCGCUGGACGAUUUUGGCAGGGCAAGGGAACUGAGAUUUUUUCAGAACCGGGGUCUUGCAAGCGGGGCGGCUUCUGAAUGGAACUUUUGUCAUUAGGGAGUAUCUAGAGAACUGAAAAUUAGGUCUGAAAAGGGGUCAUCAAAGUGGCACGUCCCCGUACCACCAAUAUACAUGUAUUUGAGUGCCCCCCCCCCCCCCCCCCCCCCCCCGAUGGUGAAUAUUGACCAGCACACAGCAGCAAGUCUGAAAAGACCAAUUUACAAUCUGAUUACAAUACAUAGUAAAAUUACAUGAUAUUGUACAGCUUAUAGCAUUGUGGGGCUUAAUGAUUGAAUUGGAAAUUAAUUUUUGUGAUCAUUGGGUCAUGAUAUAAAUGUAUGUAAGGUUUCCAUUUCAACAUAUGCCCACGCUGCAAAUUAUGCUGUCAUAGCCCCAUCCAUUGCAAGCUUGAAGGGGCCUUUAGGUUAGGACAUGUUCCUUUUUCAUGAACUACCCCCUCUUGUUUUUAUCGGGAAUAAAUUUUCUUGGUAUUGCAUCACCAUUAGCUCCACAUUUUUCAAGUCCACCCCAGAAAAAUGUUGAUUUGAAUAAAUAGGGAAAAUAUCUAACAAGCAUGCUGAAAAUUUCAUCAAAAUCAGAUGUAAAAUAACAAAGUUAUGACAUUUUAAAAUUUCGCUUAUUUUUCACAAAACAGUGAUAUGCAAAUGAGACAGUCGAUGAUGUCCCUCGCUCUUUCUUUUGUUUUUUAUUGUUUGAAUUAUACAAUAUUUCAUUUUUUACAGAGUUGACAAUAAGGACCAACUUGAUUGAAACAUAUAGUAUUGAACAAUGCUAAUUGCACAAGUUCAGGGAGGAAUUAUCGUUGUUUCACAAGACAACGGAGAAAAUUGUAAUAUUUCAUAUAAAAAAUACAAAAGAAAUAGUGAGUGAGUGAUGUCAUCAGUCUCCUUAUUUGCAUACCGACAAGGAUGUGAAUAUAACUGUUUUGUGAAAUUAAGCGAAACUCUAAGAUGUCGUAACUUUCUUAUUUUACCUGUGAUUUUGAUGAAAUUUUCAGUGUUAUGCUUGUUGGAUUUUUCUCUUUUUAUUCGAAUCAACUUUUUAUUUGGGUGGAUUUGUCUUUAAGACUGCUACUUGUACUCAAACAUUACUUUGUGUAGCAGAUUUCUACAGAGGACCGUACAGAAUUGAGUUGAAAGCACUUUUCUUGUGAUUGAAAAUGCUGAAAAAAAUUGGUAACCAAAAUUAUUAUUCCCUGAUGCACAUCCAAAUUUUUGGUCUUUGGCUUGAACACUAUCAUAAAAUAAAGUGGUUUCAUUUGUAAUGGUGACAUGAAACUCAGUGAUACAUAUACAUGUAAUAUUUAAUGCAAUAAGGCAUUUAAAAUGACGUUCAUGUACACUUGUUCCAGGGGUUAAAUUAAAGCUAAAUGAAAGUAGUUGCAAUAAAACACUGAUUUCAUGAGAAAGUCUGUAAAACCAAGGUUAAGUAUUACUACUAGUAUAUCAUCGUGGAUCUAUAUUUGGUACAGUCACAUGAACUGAACUUUGUGAAAUCAUAAAAUCUAAGCUGAUAAACGAUCACACUGACGAUCACCAACACAGAUAGGCACACGUGGGACAGUGUAUAUUAGUAUUGCUGGAAUAAAGACCCGACGUAAGUGCCCGAAUCCGCGCUUAUUUUGCUUAUUUCUCAGCAAUUACACAAUUUCUUCCAGAAUCCUUUGGCACAUUUUGUAUUCAUACAAACCGGCACUUGGGUGGUCAUUAUAUUGGAUUCUGUAAAAAGUCAUUUUGAGAUUGUUACCACAACUGGCAUUUAUCUUUAAUUUGUGUACCGGUAAUUCAUUUCUUUCAGAGUGCUUCUAUUCGUUCUAUAUGUUUUGUUUGGCAAACAAUACAUUUUUUUUUGUUCCUGUGUGUAGAGUCAGGUUAGAUGAGGAUAAGGGAGUCAUGAUUAAAAAUAGAAAUAUUCAUUGCUGCCUAUGUACAUGUUAGACAGUAUUUUAAUAUCUAUUAUUGCAUUUAUUCAUAUUGUUCCUAAGGUUUUGAUAAAAGUACUGUGCGUGUACACCGUCAUUGAAUGGUGCGUUUGAAUUACGAAAAUGUAUAGCUUUAACUUGUGUAUUUUGGAUUAUACAUGUUCAUUGUACAUGGAUACAUAUUUUAGAAGUUAGAUGAUAAUAAACCCCACCCAUUCUCGUGUAGUCUUAUCUCAUGCAUAUUUUUUUUAUUACAAUUAUUGGCAAUUUGGCUUAUUAUUGGCAACCUAAGUAAUUACUAGUCUUGUCGGUGAUGUCCGAUUCCAUGCAAGAAAGAAGCAAAAAGUAAUGUAUUCAGAUUUUUUCAGACUGAAUUCCAAUACUAGUAAUUAUGUCGCUUAUUUUAACAAGAAUAUGUAUAAUAUUUCGUUAUAAGGUUUGGGGGAAAACAUUAACUAUGUUUGUAAAAUUAUCUAUUGCAUGUAUUAUAUUGCAUAUAUGAUUAUUUUUUGGACUUCUUUAUUUGAUAUUUUCACUUUUAUGAAACCAAGUAGAGGAUUUGUAAUUUUUAUGCCGAUUGUAUUUUAAUUUUCGAUAUUCUGUGCGUGACCAAUAAAUUGGAUUGAAUCAAAAUCUCAAUUCAAUCACGAUUAGUUUUGUAAGUUUGUGUUGGUUUUUUUUUUAAUAAAAAUAAAUGUACUCUGUACAUGUAGAACCUAA